UUCAACUCUUUUAACAACAGCAGCACCGCCACCAAGACCAAGAACUUGAUGACUUUAUUCAACUUUAAUUGUCAGUUAAAGCUCUAGAAAUUUGUAUGUCGAUAAUCAAAUUUGUGGUUUCUUUUUAGUUUCACCUUCAAGUUAAUCAGGCCAAAAAAGAAUACUAUAGUCUGUAUGAACACUCAGGUCAAAUAUAAUCUAGCACUGAAAUCAUGAACUCUUUCGCUGGCUGCUUUUGUCUGAAGAAAGCUAGACAGAAACGUGGGUUUGUGGACCCAAUCAUUCUUGCUUCUGAGACACCUUUUACUUUGAAUGAAGUGGAGGCUUUGUAUGAUUUGUUCAAAAAACUAAGCAGCUCCAUUGUUGAUGAUCAUCUUAUUCACAAGGAAGAAUUCCAGCUUGCACUUUUUGAGAACAGCACUAAGCAGAAUCUUUUCGCUGACAGGGUAUUUGAUUUGUUCGAUGUUAAGCAUAAUGGUUUUAUUGCAUUUGGAGAAUUCGUUCGGGCACUGAGUGUUUUCCAUCCAAGUGCUCCAAAAGAAGACAAAGUUGCAUUUGCAUUUAGAUUGUAUGAUCUUCGGCAGACUGGUUACAUUGAGAGGGAGGAGGUGAAUACUCAUCAACUUUGCUCNCUGGACCUGACCGUCACCCUUGCAGAGAACGAUCUCUUCCNAUUUAUACAGACAAUGCUGGAGGCAGAUACAAAUGGAGAUGGUAAGAUUGAUAUUGAAGAGUGGAAGGAAUAUGUGGCAAAGAAUCCAAACAUCUUGAAGAUCAUGACUCUUCCACAUUUAAAGGAAAUAACUCUAUCAUUUCCCAGUUUUGUGCUGCACUCUGAAGGCCAAGAUUUGAAAUGAUUUGUGAGUAGGAAUGGUAUCAGAUUCUCUUUUCCUGGAGAUGCUUGAAACAUUCCGAAUAAUUCCUUGCUGAGAACUGAAAAGCAUUAGUUUUUGCACCUACAAAAUUGUGGAGUGUAUUAAAUAAUAGAAUCUAGAUUUCUAAAGCCCCCUUUUAAGCUCACUCGUAUGCAACACGAUGAGAUCAACAAGCUUACAUCUUGGUAGCUGUUUUUUAACGACACAUUUGACUGCUUACUAUAAGGAAUUUGUGAUCUUUGUUUGUAAAUUAUAAAUUAAUUCACAUUGUCAACGCUCAUCACCUGAUUGGACAAACGUUCAACUUUUUGUCUAACGAAACCUAAAU
Pistacia vera is the source of this 1203-nucleotide messenger RNA. Its product is annotated as calcineurin B-like protein 8. Gene Ontology annotation, biological process: calcium-mediated signaling. Lineage: Eukaryota; Viridiplantae; Streptophyta; Magnoliopsida; Sapindales; Anacardiaceae. The coding region runs from base 213 to 857 and encodes 214 amino acids. Gene Ontology annotation, molecular function: calcium ion binding; kinase binding. The record is from RefSeq and is a predicted model, not a curated record. The transcript has 8 exons.